UUUAGUAUCACAACUAGUCCUCGAUUUUCAAUAUCGCUAUCAAUAUCAACGCAUUCCUAACCAUCCGUUUGUCCAUGACAUUCGUUAAUGUUCUCCCCUUCCAGAAAUAGUGACAAUGAGGGAGGAAAAGGAAAGGAUGACAGAACUGUCCAGACGUAACAAACGUCCACGACAGUGUCGGUCCAUCUCUAGCGAACCGUUUCAAAAUGUUCAGAUGGUCACUGUGGUCCCUAUGGUGACGACCACCGGCGGGAUUGAGCAUCUCUAGAAUGAAACGAUAUCAACGCGCGCCUGCGCACUUCCGACAUAUUCGACCUCCCCUCUUUUUCGUCUCCCUUUCACAAUACGCGAGGAAACCUUCGUCUCGUGCGGUCGGCAGUCGUUGGCGUCCCGGUGUCCGGUACACGUUUUAUAUAAGUGUCGUGACGCUGUUGGCAGUGCGUCGUCGACGAACGUUACGGUGCGUCACUGUCGCCGUCGUCUUUACCGUUGUGUUACAUAUCGUGCCCGAUAGUGCGUAACAAAAAGAGUGAGAGGCAGGAAGAACGCUGUGCUCCAUUCAGUGCAUUCAGUUAGGUCGAUGACGUAUGAACCGCAUAAAGCUGAAUCCCAAUUGCAUCGAUGCUUUUGUAAAAUGUUGAUCGUCAUUACUUAAUCGUGAAAAAUCCGUUCGUGAAUUCGUGCCAUAAUGUUGCCACCGAUCAUCGACAACAUUAACAACAGCGACAUAUUAACAUUAUACACGAAUUCUGACAAUGGCAACGACAGAGACGUGAUGGCAACGCGAACAGUCAGCAGAGGCCGCUAUGCAGAAAUUGGUGUUAAAAGGAACGAUGUCUUCCUGGAACCGUACUUACAACAGCACGAAACAGUCCAAGUGGUUAGCUCACCGAGCACUCCGCCGCCAAAUCCGCUGCAGCAUCAACUUACGCAGUUACAUCAUGUACAGAGCGAAGAAUCGCUGUCAUCAGAAGAAUCGGCUACUUCGGAAGGAUCUUCAAGGUCUACAGAAAAUUCUGGUAUUGAGGUGGCUUGCGAUAUUACCCUAAUUGAAAGGCUUAUACGCUCUCAUCCGAUUUGGUUCUUACCGGGCAUCCAGAGAGCCGGGGCCUUUCACUUGUUGCAGGGCAAGGAAGAAGGAAACUUCGUGGUACGACAAUCGAGCCAAAGUGAUACAAUGGCUCUCUCGGUGAGAUUACCUGUUGGGAAAGGACCAUAUAUUGAACAUUAUCUCAUUCAGGCCGACAAUGGCAAGUUAAGUUUGGAAACGAGUGAAAACAGGUUCGAUAAUAUCCCCUCGCUGAUUGCUCAUUAUUCACAGUGCUGUGAUGAACUGCCAGUGCAAUUAACUUUACCGAGAGCGAUGCGUGAGGCAAAAAAUAGACAGCAAUUGUCAUCACUAGCGUUGCUAGGCCAAGAAUUUUGGCGAUAUCCUAUGGCAAAUCCGAAACCACCAGAAAGCAACAGCAGCAAUACCUCUAGUCUGAGUAGUUUUCACGGAGGUAAUAAUAUUAAUAAUAAUAACGUGGAUACUCCAAUCACGGAGAGCAUAGUGCUUAAUCUGGUCCCAAUAUCGUUUCAUACUACACAUACUCCCUCUCCGACUAAUACCAUUAACACAAACUCUUCGACAUUUGCAUCAUCGUUGCCGCGUCAGCCUCGUCCUACUCCACCGAACACUCUCAAUUUGACAACCUUCAACGAGCCAUUAAAUGAUACCAAAAAAGACUGGAUGUCGUCAUCUAAUGAUAAACUUUCUCAAAAAUUAAUUUCGCCGAAUCUUGUGCAAAGUAUGCGAUGUUCUUCGCCGAUGGUUCACAACAUGGAGAAUAACGUUUUAAGUCCAAUUCAAGAUAUAAGAAACUUGGAUAGUCUAAAGAACGGUCUGAACAUGUCAAAAUUAACGACAGUCGAGUUCACCAAGAGUUCAGGAAAGUUCGUGUCUAUUUCGAGCUUCCAUCAGAACAACCUAUCGUGCACUACAUCACCAGAAUUAUCAGAUAAUAGGAAUAUUGUCGCUGAAAGUCAAGGAGCUCGGCAAAAUAUGAAAACGCCACCACCGCCGCCGCCAAGAUGGGCCAAGCCUGGCAUCAAUCAGAAUCAAAAUAAUUUUACUGUGACUACAACGAUGACGUUUAAUGUGAACCAGAGUAACAGUUUGAACGCUUCGCAGCAAAACACACCGUCGGAUCCCAACACGUCAUUGCUAAGUCCUCAAUCUAAUAAAUCUCUCAAUUCCAACUUCUCCAUCAAAUCGCCUCUUUCGCCUACUACUCCAAUUUUAUCGCCUACCUCAAAGUUGAUCCCAAAAAUACCUAACAUGAUCUCUCCAAAUACUCCUUCUAGCACCAAUAAAUCGAAAAGGCGGCGCGAUCGCGAGAAUCGAAAAAAUUCACAACAUUAUCAGGAAUCGGACAUCUUAGACUCAUAUUAUCGAAGUUCGCCGGCUGAUAAGAUUUCCGAUUAUGAAGACAUUUGGAAUACAACUGACCAAUCAACACAGUCGACUUGGAACGACAGAUUAAAAGAUAAUAUAGUCGUCUGUACUCUGCAAGAUUGUGUGAAAAAUUCUAAUGACUACCUGAUGAGUCCUAGAGAAUCCGAAAAAAGUCUUGUCAACGAAAGAUUACGUGAGGAAGAACAAAUUAUUCUAAAGAAUGAUAGGUUUAUUCUGAAAAACAAUAAAAUGGGACACAAGGAAAUAAUGAGUCCAGAAUUUAGUAGUUUUAAACCUGUUUUAGAAAUGAAAAGUCCUGACCAGAACUCACCAGAAGAAACUAAUAUGGGAAAGAGGCCUGAUCUGCUAUCUAGAGUUUGCAGUGCUAACUCAUUGAACAACCCUAACACGGUAACGCCCCCAAGAAACAAAUUGGGCCUUGUUUUGGCAAAAUCGGAAAGCAACAGUCCCCAGACGCCUGAAUCUAAACAGAGCAGUCCGUUCUAUGCGGAACCAGCCGACGCUAUUGUUCAAAACGCCAUUAUAAUUCCAAGAAGACGACCGAGCAAAAACAAUCCGGCCAUGAAUAAGUACCGACACAGCGAACCAGGUUGGUUACAAAGUCCAACUGGGAAUAAUGUUAACCAAUUGCAUUCUGUUGAAUGCUGGGAAGAACCCUCUGAAGAAACGGAGGAUAAGACACCGUUAAUUUCGUCGUCAGUCGAUAACCUAGCGAAAAGAUUGACUCAAACUAAGGAGACGAAGAAGAUUCCUCGAGCAAAACCCGUCCAACCACCGAAGAUAAGAACCAAAGUAUACAAUGACACAUUUUGGGCGGUAGAUUCUAGCUGGGAGUUUAUUGGUAAUGAAGCUGAAGAGCCAGAUUGCGAACUGGACUAUGACUGUGAUGCCGAUUAUGAUGAUGACAAUGUAGCAAGGAAAUUUCCUGGUAAUGAUGAAUGUAAUAAAAGUAUUGUAGGGAAUAUCCUGACUGUUCAAAAUAUUAUUCUACAACGAUAUCCGGAACUACUUAAGUCGCCAGAUACGUGCGAAUCGUUAUACAGUGACCGGAACUCUUCAUACGACAAUGUCGAAAAGCGUAAUGUGGAACGCGAAGACAUCCUGGAUUCACGAAAAGAUUGCACGUACGAUCCUUCCGAAUGGGAAACCAUACUAGAUACAGGUGCGGAAAGUGAUGUGGAAAGAAUCAAACGAAAUAAGAGUUUGAAAGAACGACUAGAUCCUCUUUUGUCACCGCCACGAAUACAAGCGCUUUCGAAAAAUCGCAACCAGCCGAAUGGUACAGGAGCGACUAUUAGAGCUUACGCUCUUCAACUAGCAGCAGAUAAAACUACAACUUUUUCGCAAAAUAUUGAUAACUUUAUUCAAUGCACGCGGGAGAGCAAAGAAGCAAUUCCUCAUGUGGUGAUGCGCAAUAUGCGGCAGUUUAUGUCGGGUAUGAAGAACUAUCUAGUAAAGCAUGGCGAACGUGAAUUUGAGAAAGAAGUGGAAAAAGAGCGACUAAAAUUACGGCCGAAUGAAUUCCUCAAUAUUGAUGCAAUUCUCGAGGAUGUUAUGAUGAGCCUAGUGGUCAGACCUCUUCGCGAACACGUAUGUCAAUUGUUUAUUGAACAUUAUUUCACUACUGGAGCGCUGCAGACCCUGGCGGAAAAUAUUCAACAUGCCCAAGGCAAGACGAUUCAUGAUUUUGGUGUUCAGUCAAAAAUCGUACCUCCUUCGGAAGAAAGUCUGGAGCGCAUUCUCAAAUGCAUCGAACGAUUGCAAAGAGCUGAUUCUCCACUUGACAAAUUAGAACAUCUAUUAGCAGCCAUCUCGGGUAUCUUCAAUUCCGUGAAACAAGCUAAUUUAGGUAGACAUAUUACACUGGGUGCAGAUGAUCUUCUGCCAUUGGUAAUUUGGGUUUUGGUACGCGGUAAAGUAGUGGACGCGGAGAUCGAAGCUGAGUACAUGUGGAGUCUGCUGCAUGCGUCUCUUUUGAGCGGUGAGGGUGGUUAUUACUUGACGACAUUAUCGAGCGCCGUACAUGUUCUAAAAACUUUGAAGUCCAGCCAAAGCAAUAUAUCUACAUUAAAUGGAUGUGGAACACCGGACUGUUCGUCUGUAUUGCGAAUCUUAGUACCAGAUGAAUUGCAUGGCUCUUUAAAUACUAGAACACUUCCGGUGCGACCUAAUAUGAAUACCAGAGAAAUCUGUCGUAUCCUUGCGCAUAAAAUCAGAUGCACAAAUCCUCAGGAUUAUGGACUCUUCAAAUUGGUGCAAGGUGAAGAAACGUUGCUCGGAGAUCAUGAAUGCCCACAGGAACUCUCUCACUGCCUUUUCGCCUACAAGCGGAUUGAUGCCAAGAUAGCAUGGCCCAAGACCAGCUCUUAAAUGUAGCAUAAUAUUCUACUAAUUUAAUAUUAACUACUAGACAUCACUAUCAUGAACUGAUAUAUCGCAUUAUUUUUCAACAUAUAGGUAGUAUCUUAAAAAUACUUGUGGAAGUUUAUUGAAAAAUGUAGUAUUCUUUCCACAAAAGCCAUCUCUUUCAAUAUUUUGAAUAUUGAGCAUAUGAUAUUUAAUAUCAUAUGCAUAUUCAAAGAUAUUUAUUAAAAGUAUUUUGACAGAAAUACUUUUAACACUGUCGUUUUCAUGAAACGUUUGUCAUAAAAUACUAAAUGUGAAUAAACGAAAAUUUUUGUCACGCAAAUGUGAAUACUUAACUGCAAAAAUGAUGUGAGAUAACUUGAAAUAAAUGAUUGUCAACAGUAAAAAGAAAAAAGUAAUUUUAUAUAACUUUAGAAAGGAAUCUUACAUAAUAUGUGAUGUUUAAAUGAUAAUUUUUUUUUAUAUUUUAACCCUCAGACAAAGAAGUCAAAUUAUUGGAAUAUCAAAAUUAGUAAUAACAUUUUAAAAAUAAAUCUAUAUACACAUAAUACAGAGGAGAAGGUGAUAUUAUGACCGCACAGAUGUAGCAUUCGUAUUAUAUCUGUUAGUAAGCAAAUUCUAGUAUUUACUUAUAGAAUCAUUUUGUUUAAUAGCCUGCUGUUAUGUAAUGACGCUAAUAUGCCAAUAUACAAUAGCCGACAACUAAGGCAUUUUUACUUUCAAACAUUUCGAAACUUUUCAAAAGUAACUAAUAUUUAAUUACACAUACUUCUUCAUUCUUUUUAAUCUUGAAUGUAUUAUCAUAUAAAUGCAUGUACAUUCGAGUUUUUUUAUUAUUUGAGUUCUUAUUUGGCUGUACACAGUUCGAAUUAUGUAAAGUUAAACAAUAACGUAGGAUUUUACUAAUGUGAGCCGUUAUGUAUACUGACAUUUCAGUAGACCUAAUGCAGUUUUCUUUAGUUUUCAUAUUCAAAGGUGUUUGAUAAGUUAAUUGUAAUUUUAUUGCUUGUUUAUAGUUUACACUUAUUACAGAUUUUCAAUAAUCACUAUACGGAAUGUUUGUGUUCGUACAAUACAUUGACAUAUAUUAUGUAAUAUUUUCUUUUUAUUUUGACUAAAUAUAUAAUUUCAUAACAAAACACUAAAUUUUUAAAAUUAAACUCAAUUUUUUAAAUUUAUUCUGACAGGCCGUAUUACUACCUCUACUCUUCUUUGACCCAUUAUACAGUGACGCUAUAUUUUUAAAAAUAAUAUCCAACAUAAUAAACAUGUUAUAACUUCGAGUCUAAGAUUUGUUAAAAAACAGUUUGAUGAAUACAAUGGUUAAAUUUUUAAUUAUUAACAAAUUUACUGUAUAAGUGUAGAAGUGAGUAGCCAUAAUAGCACUUUCUCUUUUAUAUCCUAUUCAAGUAAAUCAAUUCUUUAAUUAUUGACUCUUCUAAUUCUGCUAGUCCUUUUUAAUAAGAUCAUGUAUACAGGAAAUUAAUAUCAAAAACUUAAUAAAAUGUAUAUUUGUACACGCUUUUAUAUACUUUAAUUUUAACAUCUCUUUAUUAUUUAACAAAAUUUUUAUAAAAUUUAUGACAUCUACUGAGGGUUAACAUGUUUAAUUAAAAUAAAAGUUGAACUGUGCGAAACAAAUUAUUUACGACCAAGCGUCUAUUCAUUAAGCAAUUCAACAGAAUUGACCAGCGAUUGAAUAAUAUCAAAUGUAAAGACAAAAGGAAGAAAACGUACAGCUGUGUGCAUGUGUGUGCAAAACUAAACAUUGAACACAUAUACAUUUUCAAUUGCACGCAGAUACACAUGCAUGCGUGCAAACAUGCACGACAUUUAACGCACGCACGCACACAAACACACACACACACACACACACACACACAACAUAUAUGAAAAAUUGUAUUGUAUUUAAUCAGUAUUCAAUGUCUCGUGGACGUCUGCAAUAAAAAAAGAUAUUUGAAAUUGAAUAUCCUGUCCUGAAAGAACAAGGUAGGAUCUAUAAGUCCAGAGAACAUUCAGAAAAAUAGUAAUAUUUAUGUUAUUAAUUUAUUAUUAAAAUUAUCUUUCAUUAUUAUUAAUCUUUUAUUUUAUUAAGUUAUUAUUAUUUAUUUAUUCAUAAUUAUAUAACUAAUUGUUAUUUCAUUUCAGCUUUAUUGGUUAUUCAGACGAUAUGUUUAAUGGUAAAUUAAAAGACCAGGUUUAUUUUAAAGAGAUAAUAUCAAUUAAAAGAUAUUUACUUUUUAUUUGAAAAACAUUUUUUAUGCUCACUUUAUCAUUCUCAAACAUUUGAUUUCAAGAAAUGAGUUUUAUUAUUAACAUAUGUAUAAUAGUAUAAAUGAAAAAACGCAGAAAACUUUUUAUCAAUCUUAUGUUUUUAAGAAAUUCUUCAUCAUUUUCCACAUGCAUCAAAAACUUCUUAUUUAUAGUUUAUUAAUCAUCUAUUCUGGAAAUUUAGAACUUCUAUUAGACGUGAAAUUUCCAUGAGAUUUUUAACAAACAUUUACUACAUCAACUAGAAAUCCAUAAUUCCGUAUUGUGUACGUCCAUUUAUAAUUUCCAUUAAACAUAUUUAUAAAUGUCUAUUAUAUGUGAAUUAAUUACAAAUGUUCAUAGAAAUUUAAUGGAUGAUUGAUACAUGGUAACUGUUAGUUUAAUAGAUUCUUUACUGAUACGCUUUAAAAUAACAUUUUAUUUAUUGUAUUGGUUUACAUUUUAUUUACUUUCAUCUUUCAAUCUAAUUUUUGGAGCUUACCUUCAUAAAAAUUUAUUUCAUUACUUUAUUAAAACAAAUAAAAAGACGUAUAAUGCUACGCUUUUCAUUCCAUUUUAUAUUAUUUUUAAUUAUGAAGAAUAGAAUCUAUUUGUAGACGGUAUUGCGUACUGCUUGUUCGUGUCUAUUUAUUAUGUCGACAAUAGAUGUUUAAUAGACAUUCAUGAAUUUUUAAAAGACAUUAUGUGUGGAUAUUAUAUGAAUCUCUAUUGAAGAUCUAACUUCUCCCGUGGAAAUAGACGUCUCAUGGAGUUAUGAAAAUUAUGUUGUGUGUGAGCAUCUUUAUAUUAACAAAAUAAAUAACUCAAUAUAAGGCUUUGCUAAUUAAAUUCAAUAAGUAAAUAAUAUUAUCAAUAAGAGCCACUUUCCUUCACAAAAUAUUUGACUUUCUUAACUAACGAUUGACAGGAAUGUUAUUCAAACACUGAAGCGUAUACAUUCAAAUUCGCAAACGUUCCGACUUAUAUUUCGAGUUUUUUUCAGUGCAUUACUGUCGCUAAUUUCGCGUAUUUACGUGAAUCAUCGUUCGAUGGUAUUGUGAGAUGGGUCAUAGAUAAUGGAGUAACGUUCUUGUCAAUUUUUAAUUAAUUAUUCUAUACACGGAAAAUUUGUACCGGUUUUUAUUGGCAAUAUUACACUAAUUGAAUUUAUAUUAAUAUUUGAAUUCUUUUACACAUUUUCUUAGAAUUUUUUCGAAUACUUAUUUUCUAAUACUUUAAGGAAGAAAUCAAUUUUUAAAUUAAUUUAAUAUUGCAAUAAAAUUUGGUUUAUAAAAGUUAAAAAAUGUACUUAUAAUAAUAAAUUAAUAUGUAUGUGUGUAUGCGUGCGUGCGUGCGCGCGCGCGCGCGUGCGCGAUGAUAAUACGCCGAUGAUCUCUGGACUUAAGACCGACUUUGCAAAUAUUAAACUUUGUAUAUGUACAUAGGAGAGAGUUGCUAUACCAAUCACGUAAAUUAUUUAUCUCAGUAUUUUAUAUUUUUUUACUUAAUAUAAGUAAACGUUUUAACAAGAAAAAUGUGAAAUAAAAGAGUAAAUAAUGUAGAUAAAAAUUUGUUUCAUCUUUUAUGCGUGUUAAUAAUAUUUUAAUGAAUCAGAUACAUUCAUGCUUAUUCAUCUCAAGUUUUAUUCUAGACUUUUUAUAGUGCAUAAAUCUUAUUUGAAAUAAUAUAAAACGCAUCGAAUGAAUAGGCAUUUUACAUCAUCAUGAAUACAAUUAAUGUUAACUAUUUAUCAGUUUAUCCAACUGAUAAUAAUCAUGCUAUUUUACUUAAUUUUAUAUCUUCAUAAAGAAAUAUUUAUCAUAGGAGAUUUUAUACUUAUUGUACAUAUUUCUAAUUACUUAAAAGAUUAAAUCUUUUAUUUAUUAUAAAAUCUAUCGGUUAUUUUUAUAAAAUUUAUCAGGUUUUUUAAAUCAAAGACAAAUUUUAUUGGAAUAUACGAUAUUGAUGUAAGACUGAUAUGUGAUAAUAAUUAACUUGAUAAUAAACUAAUAUGAAUUCAUGUGAGUAAAAAUAUCAGGGGCAGAAAUUAAUUUAAGCCAAAUUUAUUUCGACGUUUUUUCUUUUCAUUGCUCUUGAUUAGUUAUGAUUUAUUUGAUCCUUUUUGGAUAAUUAUAUAUAAAAUAGAUAUUAAUUAAUAAUUACAUUUUUUUAUUAUUUUAAUUAUUAAAUUUGACAUUUUCAAAGACGAAACAAUUUAAAAGACAUAAUAAUAAAUUUAAGUGGGUUUGGCAACUCUUCCCUACUUAAUAUAUCAUAUAUAUAUACAUAUAUAUACAUAAGAAAGAGACAGAAUGAUACAGGACACUUUCUCUAACAUACGACAGGGCUCAAAAACGUGUUUUCUAUAUUAUCGAAUAACAAAAAUGAUUAACGGAGGGACUUCUGGACUCGUGUGUGGAGUUUAGAGUAGACAACAAAGAAGAUUAGCUUAGAUGUUCUAUUUUAAGUACUUUCUACAAGACAAAAAAUCGUAAAUUCUAAGAUAAGCGAAUCAUAUUCUUAGACAAAUUUUAUGUAUUUAUUAUUGCAAGUAGUAGACAGAUUUUUAUGCGUAUAUUUUUGUGAUUUCUUCUUUAUUGAUUACUCUUUUUUUCUGCAAAAAAUUUGCUAGGCUGAUUUUUAAAUUUAGAAGACUAUGUGAUUUAUGUGUCAAUAAUGUUGACAGAUAAGAAAUGAUAAUAGUACAUAUGCAAUAAUGUAUAAUCAGUGAUGUGAAAUUAAAAAAAUAAAUAUUAAGUAUUUUUUUAAUUCGCCAGAUCGUCGGCAAGAUCUUAUAAAUUUACAAAAAUAAUACUAAAAAUAUUUUGCUACAGAGAAUCGUACAAAUCAGCCUCGCAUUUGUUCAUUGUCUUUACAUAAUUUAUAUAAUUUACAUACUCAUUAUGUAUUUAAUAAUAAUUAAUGAUUUAUAAAUGUACAUUUUUUUAUAUAAUUUAUUAAACGCAUUUGUUAUCUAAUAUAACGUGAUUUUUACGUAGAUGUGUUUUUACCCUUAUGAUGAUUAACAUGAUAGUUUUAAUGUUGAUAAUAUGCUUCUAACAUGCUAGUCAAACCGAUACAUAAAUCGGGAAGGUUAUAAAAAGAUACGUUUAAAUAAAUAACUUUAUUUGUUAAGAAAUCUGUAUUAUUAAUUAAUUAUUAUUAUUACGCACUUGUCAUUAACGAUUAUAAUUAUUAUUAUAACAUGUAAGUCUAUGCUCAAUAAACACUUUUCUAUUAAUCGAA
Messenger RNA from Solenopsis invicta (red fire ant), 10321 nucleotides. RefSeq names its product protein sprint (gene spri). The record is from RefSeq and is a predicted model, not a curated record. Gene Ontology annotation, biological process: vesicle-mediated transport; signal transduction. Gene Ontology annotation, molecular function: guanyl-nucleotide exchange factor activity; small GTPase binding. Gene Ontology annotation, cellular component: cytosol; endocytic vesicle. NCBI's taxonomy places the organism in Eukaryota, Metazoa, Arthropoda, Insecta, Hymenoptera, Formicidae. Bases 689 to 4828 code for a protein of 1379 amino acids. The transcript is spliced from 17 exons.